GUCGCCCUCUAUCUGUAAAUUAUUUUCUUUUGCUUGUGUGGUGGUGGGGUGAUGGACACUGGCAUUUGAGGGAUAAUUUUAGAAAAUUUUCUUAAAAUGGUAUCCCCCCAAGCAAUGAUCGGUAUAUGUGCAGGCGUCUCAGCAACCCUAUUUAUCGGAUAUUGUUUUUACUUUGAUAAACAGAGGCACAACGACCCAGAAUUCAAGAAAAAAUUGAGGCAAAGGAGACGUGCUCGUAGAGAUGCAGCUGCAUCAUCUGGAAAAAGGUCUAGUACAGUGUUUCCUAACAUUAAAGAUCAUGAAGCAGUACAAAGAUUUUUCUUGCAAGAAAUCCAACUAGGAGAAGAGUUAUUAGCUGCUGGCGACCUUGAGAAUGGAGUAGACCAUUUGGGUAAUGCAGUUACUGUUUGUGGACAACCAAAUGAUUUACUGCAAGUCUUACAACAAACACUACAACCCAAUGUGUUCCAUUUACUUAUCGAAAGACUGCCUGCUGUGGCACCUCGUCUCAUGAAAGCACAAAGUGGUCAAAGCGCUUCAUUGCAAGAAGAUGAUGUUGAGUGAUUGUAGAUACCUUUUUGCUCUUUCACUAGUCUCAUUUUGUUAGAACUGUUAUAGAUUCCUGUCAUCCUUCAUUGUUGCUGUAUCAAAGUAAUAAAUUAGUUUUACUUGAGCAAUAUCUCAUAUUUUGUAUGUUGUAUGUUUUUGCGGUUACUUGAAAGAAUGUGAAAUACAAAGUGGAUAAUUUAUUGUCAGUUAUGAAGAUAUGUAUUUAGAUGGAAAAUAUAGUAAAAUAUAUUUCUGA
Messenger RNA from Diabrotica virgifera virgifera (western corn rootworm), 805 nucleotides. Its product is annotated as mitochondrial import receptor subunit TOM20 homolog. Bases 97 to 564 code for a protein of 155 amino acids. The record is from RefSeq and is a predicted model, not a curated record. Gene Ontology annotation, molecular function: transmembrane protein transporter activity. The transcript has 2 exons. Gene Ontology annotation, biological process: protein import into mitochondrial matrix; protein targeting; tRNA import into mitochondrion. NCBI's taxonomy places the organism in Eukaryota, Metazoa, Arthropoda, Insecta, Coleoptera, Chrysomelidae. Gene Ontology annotation, cellular component: mitochondrial outer membrane translocase complex; mitochondrial outer membrane.